GAAUCUCUCGAUUUUAAAACCAAACGAAGCCGAAAUAGACUGACUCCUAUUGACCCUUGCAGUUUCUUGUAUUCUAGCUUCUGUUUGUUUUCUCACGCAUGCUUUUGUGCUAUGCCAUACCAAGAAACCUGCAAAUUAAUUUCCUCUUUCCCGAUUUCCAUACACUAGAAGCAAACAGCUUCAUCCAUCCAUCCAUCCAGCAGCAGCGAAUAAUUGAGACAAAUUGCUUCCGAAGAAUCUCUCAGACCUGAAUCGCUCUUGCUUCACUGAAACUUGGUGCCAGUCCACUUUGUUCAAACACUUCUGCUGUUUUGUGGUUAAAGUUGACACACACAACAAGAGUCGCAAAAAACCGGACCUUUGGUAUUGAAUACUAAGAUCAUCGCCAACCGACUGACCAUCCGCAAAGGAUACAGAUCUGUAUUUGCAGAACCCUGCUGCAACUGACAUGGGUAAACCGAAGCAUUCGUGCUGGGAUUAUGUAACGUCGAUACCCAAUCCUGGUAAUCCACAUAAAAGGAGGUGGCAAUGUAAUUAUUGCAACAAAGACUAUGCGGGAGGGGCUUCAAGGAUCAAGGUGCACUUGGGUUUAGCGACGGGCCAAGGAAUCGAAGUUUGCCAGAAAGUCAAGGAAGGACAGAUGAGUCAGGUGCCCGAGAAUGGAACAAGCUCGGCUACAGAGAACGCAGAAGCCGCAGGUUUUUCAAGCAGUGGAUUCAUCUUUAAUCAAGACAGCCAAAGUACUCCACUGCAAGCAAGUCCCAGUGGAAUUCAGGGACCUGUAAUGUCUAUCGAAGCAGAAAUGGAUCUUCCAGUAUAUUCCCCAGAAUCUGAUCCGUCAAUAUGGGACUUGUCUACGCUCGAGGCUACCAUGAAAGAAUUUGCCGCUGCGAUAGAUUCUCAGCUACAUGUUGAUCCAGCUAACACUGUCCUGCAACAGAACAAUGGCCAAUAUGUGCCUUCAAGUUUUCAAGUCAGUCCUGGGCAAGCCCUGGAGCAGCAAGACAUGUCAGCUUCGGCCACAAUCUGCGAGCUAGGGGUCAACAUCGAUGGAGAGAACUCAAGAGUACAAUCUGGUUUGCUGCCAAAUAGCCUUGACCUGCCAGAGGAAUGCCACCACACUGAUGCAAUGCAAGUUGAUCAAAAUCCCCGCAGCGAGAGGGAUCAAGGUAUGUGUGCAGUGUUCCCUCAGCCUUCUACUGAAUUGCCUCACGAUAGGGGAGAUUCAGGAGGAGAUGCAAUCCUAGUAACGGAGCUAGUGGGUCAAGAGUUUAAGAGAAGAGUCAAUGAGAUCUGGGACUAUGUUAGGAAGGAUGAUGUCUUACGCAUUGGCAUCUAUGGGAUGGGGGGAGUGGGGAAAACCACAAUUGUAAAGCACCUCUAUAAUAAAGUGUGUGCUAGUGCUGCAUUUGAGGAUGUAUUUUGGGUCACCGCGUCAAGAGAUUGCAGUAUUCAUGAGCUGCAAAACAAGAUCGCCAAAGCACUUAAGGUUCUGGACCAUUUCAAGGACGUUGAUGAAGUGAUGAGGCCGACAUUGUUGUUCAACUAUUUGAGCAAGAAAAGGAAAAUUCUACUUAUUUUAGAUGAUGUUUGGCAGCAUUUUGAGCUUGUGGACAUUGGGAUUCCAGUGAAAAGAGAUGGUGUUCAGCUGGUCCUAACAACACGAUAUCUUGAUGUUUGCCAAAAGAUGCUGUGUCAACCAAAUAUUGGAGUUCGACCUCUAUCUGAUGAAGAGGCAUGGACUUUGUUUGCAAGGACGCUUGGCUCUGAUGUUGUAUCUCCUAGACAGGAACCUAUCGCAAAGAAUAUCGUGAAGGAGUGUGGAGGUUUACCUCUUGCUAUUGUCGUUAUGGCGGGAAGCAUGAGGGGAGUGGAUAGUGAUCAUGGAUGGGAAGAUGCACUGGAAAAACUAAAACAACCAGAAACCUUGCAAGAAGACAUGGCAGCAGGAGUUUUCCCGAUUCUACAGCACAGUUAUAACCACUUAGAUGCAAAGAAGCAACAAUUUCUUUUACGGUUUGCUCUAUAUCCUGAAGAUGCUGCAGUCCUUAGAGAAGAACUGAUAGAAUUUUAUAUUGAUGAGGGGGUGAUUUGUGGGGAUAGCCGGUGGAAGAUGUACAAUGAAGGCCACCGAAUAUUAGAUGAACUUGACAAAGCUAGUCUCCUUGAAUCACGUAAUGUUCCAGGUUCUAGAGGGACGAUGGUGAGGAUGCAUGAUGUGCUUCGGGAUAUGGCAUUGUACAUCAUGCAUGCAAAUGGCCCAUGUAUGGUGAGAGCUGGCUUGUCUCUCAAAGACGUGCCGGAUGAGGAUGAAUGGAUACCUAAUCUUCACAAGGUCUCAUUGAUGAAGAACGAAAUAGCAGUAAUUCCAUCCAUAUCACCAUACUGUCCUCAACUUUCAACUCUGCUGAUAAGCAAUUGCAGCAGCCUGUGUGAAAUCUCAGGAUGUUUCUUCGAGCGGCUACAAGGAUUGAAGGUUAUUAACUUGAGUAGUUGCAGCAUCAGAGAAGUUCCAAGAUCUAUCACGGAGUUAGAAAAGUUGAACGCACUAAUACUCAGACAAUGCGAUCAAUUAUCUCUACUUCCUUCUUUGGCGAAGUUGACAUCGCUGAGGAAGUUGGAUCUCCGAGGGUGCAGAGGUAUUAAAGUAGUACCAGAUGGGUUGGAGAUGUUGGCAUAUCUUAUGUACCUUGACAUAACAGGGACGGGGAUUGAGAGGAUACAAGAUGGAGUGAUAGGCAAAUUGCUGAAGCUACAGGUCCUUCUAAUGGGUUGGAUUGAAGUGAAGGGGGAAGAAGUUGGGAAAUUGAAGAAGUUGGAAGUACUCCAAUGCCGUUUUCGAAAUGCGAAUGAGUUGAACAAGUACACACAGGCACAACACGUGACGAUAUUAAAGUCAUACAUUCUCCUCAUAGGAGCUCGUACGGAGGGUUUUUAUUGGAAUAAUAGAACUGCAAAGAUGUUGAAUUUCCAUGGGUAUAAUUUGACUUGGAUAUGGAAUAUGAAAGUAAUUAUUUUGGGUGAAGGACAUUACGCAGGAAAAACUUUCGAUAUCCCAAUAGACGUUAAAAGACUGUGGAUUGAGGGUGACAGUGGGGCGCGGGAUAUUUCCAGUUCUACAAGAUCUGAGGUUCUGGAGGAGCUACACAUAUGCAUGCAGAAGCUUGAUAAGCUGUCGGCGCUGCAAGCGGGAGCGGGAGUGGGAGUGGGGGACAACAAGAUCAGGAACUUGAACUUCCUUUCUUCGCCACCAGGAGGUCAUUGCUUCGAUCCCAAGAAGCUGGUGGUUCAGGACUGUCCAAAACUAAAGCAUCUAUUGGUGCCCGAACGUAACUGUGGUCUGCACCUUAAGAAAUUAGAAGAGCUCAGGAUAUUGGAAUGUCGGGAGCUGGAGAGUAUAAUCGGAGCAGAAGCAGCAGCAGAAGCACUGUCAUCAACAUCACCACUGCCACCUGAUGCUUUCUCCCAGCUCCGUUCGAUUUACAUCAGACAGUGUUCAGAGAUGAAGAAUGUGGUGGGGCUUGAAUGGCUUCCUCUUCUCCAUAACCUCCAGAGUAUUAGUAUUGAUUGCGCCUCCAAUAUGGAGGAGAUAAUAGCAAUGCCAUCCGUUUCCCCACCACCAGCACCACCUCUUCCAGUAGCCACGUCCACCUUGCAGCUUCCUCUCCUUACGAAAAUAUCUGUCUGGCAAUGUCAUAAGAUGAAGAAGGUGCUAACUCUAGAGUUAUUCAUGCUCCUCCCCAACCUCCAAGAAAUCAGCGUUGAAAUAUGUCAACAGAUGAAGGAGGUGAUUGGCGGCCAAGAAUCAGAGGAUGGACCGACCGCAAGCUCUAGCAGAGACAUAUACAGGCCUCCCUCCACAUCGAGAAGGCUCCUAAGGUUAAAUCUAUAUGAUCUGCAGGAACUGGAUAGCAUAUGCCGCUGGACUCCCAUUCGCGAUUUCAUCCAGGUUCUUGUAAUAUUCUGCUGUCCGAAACUGAAGAGGAUUCCAAUGCUCGAUGAGUUCCCACAUUAUCUUCCCCCUUCUCUCGAGAGGGUAGUGGCAUAUCCUUACGAAUGGUGGGAAGCAUUGGAGUGGGUCCACCCUGAGGCAAAGCUCGCUCUCGAGCCUUCUGUGGUUAUCGGCACAGGCUACUGGAUGAGCGAAAUUUCUGUCCGGGAAUGGCGGGAACGUCACCAUGGCGAGACUGGCCAAGUUUCCCACAUUAUAUGAUCUGCAGGAAAUGGAUAGCAUAUGCCGCUGGACUCCCAUUUGCGAUUUCAUCCAGGUUCUUGGAAUAUUCUGCUGUCCGAAACUGAAGAGGAUUCCAAUGCUCGAUGAGUUCCCACAUUAGCUUCCCCCUUUUCUCGAGAGGGUAGUUGCAGAUCCUUACGAAUGGUGGGAAGCAUUGGAGUGGGUCCACCCUGAGACAAACCUGGCUCUCGAGCCUUCUGUGUUUAUCGACACAGGCUACCUCAAUGGACAAAUUUCUGCCCGGGAAUGGCGGGAACGUUACCAUGGCGAGGGCGAAAGGAGAGGGCGGAUCUGAGGACUAUGAACAGUGGGAGUGGGAGGAGGAUGGCGAUGAAUAGUGAACUGGAGGAGAGAGAGGGGGUGGGGCAAAAUUGAAAAGGUCUUAAAAAUUUGGGUCGUUUUUAAAUUUUAAAAAGUUUGUAGUAAAGUUUGCAGGUGGUACGUAGAAUUAAUUCUUUCAAGUCAAUUGUUCUUUUAAUUGCAGAUCGAACACUCUACUAAUAAGAACUCGGCAGUUCAUGUA
Molecule: messenger RNA, 4757 nt
Organism: Punica granatum (pomegranate)
Lineage: Eukaryota; Viridiplantae; Streptophyta; Magnoliopsida; Myrtales; Lythraceae
Source: RefSeq, a predicted model, not a curated record